Thecamonas trahens ATCC 50062 is the source of this 1008-nucleotide messenger RNA. RefSeq lists its product as uncharacterized. The coding region runs from base 1 to 1008 and encodes 335 amino acids. The transcript has a single exon. The record is from RefSeq and is a predicted model, not a curated record. NCBI's taxonomy places the organism in Eukaryota, Apusomonadida, Apusomonadidae.
AUGUCGACGGCAUUCCGAUCGAUGUCCAACCCGCAUGUCCAUUUGCACACGCCGCCGCCGUUUGUGGCUGGCUAUCCCAUGGUGCCUGCCGCACCGACCGCGACACCCGAGCAAGGCGGGGAUGGGGUGAGGACAUUUGCGGGCAACGGGCCCAAGCGGAAGAAGAAGAAGAGCAAGCGCGAGGCCAUGCCGGCGGCGGUGCACUCGUCGGAUGUGGGGACGCUGAGAUCGGCACUGCGGUCAGAGGUCAGGAUCCGCCGCGAGCUACAAAGCAAGAUGGUCGAGGUGCAGGCCAAGAUUGCGCGGCUGUGGGACUCGCUCCCGGUCGACGUCCACGCCUCGUUUGAGGCUUCGGCGACGCAGUACGAUCUUGGGCUCAAGAACGCGUGCACCUUUAUUGCGGCGGCAGUCGGUAUCCAGUUCCUUGUCAACGGCAUUGUGCCGACGGCGCAAGCGUGGGAUCUGUUGCUGCGGCUCGGCGGGCAGGCGUAUACCUUGGGGCCAACACGGGCGGCGUCACUCACUGAGGCGCUCCCGUCGGUGCUGCGGGUCCUCAACGUGGCCCCGACCCAGCUUGCGCUGUAUCCGGAUUGGCGGACGUUCCUCUAUGACAUCACCCCGGGCUACCCGCCUCCGCUGUUGGAGGCGCUCAUCGGCCCGCACUCUGCUCUGCUGGAGAGCAAGUAUGACCUCAAGGCGGCGCUGAUGCCGGAUCUGAUGCACCUGAUGCCGCCGCUGGCGCUCAUCCUCACUGGGCACAACGAGACGUACUCGGUCUUGGUCAGCGCGGACCUCAAGGUUCACUUUCGCGACUCGCACGUCACCAGCCAGCACGACUUUGGCGACCUGCACAUGUUCUUUGCCUGGCUCGAGGCCAACGAGAACAUCCUCGAGCCCGGCGACACGCCCGACGACGACGAGUCGGAGCCCGACGACGAAAUGAUCAUGCAUCUCGGACUGCACAACCAGGUUGCCGUCCAUCUGCUGCUCCCGCAGCACGCGACAUGA